AUGUCACCGCCAUCAACUCCACCUCGCCAUCGAUACCUCUCCCGCGACGAGCGCCUGCAAGCGCAAACCCUGCACCUAGCAGGCCAUACGCAAACUUUUAUCGCCAACCUAUUAGGUUUCUCUCGCAGACAAGUCGCCUACGCGAUCGCUAGCAACCGCGUCACGCCAAAGAAACGUUCUGGUCGCCCUCGCAAGCUCACCGAUGCCCAAGUUGAUGAGCUUGAGGCCUAUAUCAAGUCCUCGCGUACAGCCAGGCAGAUGAGCUAUCAGGCUCUUACAGAGGGACCUUUUGCAGAGUGGGAAGUCACACAAUAUGCUAUACGGACUGCUCUACGCAGUAGAGGGUAUACACGUCGGGUUACUCAUGCGAAACCUCCCCUAACUGAGAGAAAUCGACAGAUUAGAGCGACGUGGGCCCAGGAGCACCUCCACUAG
Messenger RNA from Paraphaeosphaeria sporulosa, 435 nucleotides. RefSeq lists its product as uncharacterized. Gene Ontology annotation, molecular function: DNA binding. Gene Ontology annotation, biological process: DNA transposition; DNA integration. The transcript has a single exon. NCBI's taxonomy places the organism in Eukaryota, Fungi, Ascomycota, Dothideomycetes, Pleosporales, Didymosphaeriaceae. Bases 1 to 435 code for a protein of 144 amino acids. The record is from RefSeq and is a predicted model, not a curated record.